GCUCUCAUCAAAUGAAAACCCUAAUAUUUUCCAUUUCUCUCUUCUCUAUAAUUCAAAAGUAAAUAAUAUCAUCAUUUUCAUAUUGGUGAUUGAAAUUUGGGAAAUUCGACGGUUAUGAUGUCAGAAAUUACAGUUAGUAGAAAUGUGACGAGUAAUCAUCUCAACAACCAACAAUCUUCAAGAAUCAUGGGUAAAAUUUCUAACCCUAAUCCUAAUCUUUCCAAUCAUCAAUUUUCUAGGAAGCAAUUGGAUCUUGAAAACGAUGAAUUGUUAUCUGCAACAUCAUUGGGUGAUGCGUCGUCGUUUAACCAUCAUCGUCGGAAACAAGAAAGAAUCAUCGAUUAUGUUAAUUUCGACAUUUCGAGUUUGUCGAAGUCUGAGAUUCGUUCUCUGAAAGCUCGAUUAAUGUCGGAACUCGAAAAAGUUCGUUCUCUUUCAAAUCGAGUUUACUCUGGAAAUUUUCGAAACGAUUCUUUGAAUAAUCAUAUAAAGAAACGUCCGCUGCCGUUUCAAUCGCAAACGAAAGAAGCAAAACGGGUGAAACAACAAAAGGGGGAAACAUCGUGUGUGGCGAGUCCGCAGCUGAUGAAAAUGUGCUCGCAAGUGUUAACUAAGGUGAUGAAACAAAAAAACGGACAUAUUUUUAAUGCCCCUGUUGAUGCUGUAGCAUUAAAAUUGCAUGAUUAUCAUCAGAUUGUUAAGAAACCAAUGGAUUUGGGUACAAUCAUGAACAAAUUGAAUCAAAGGGUUUACAAGAAUCCUGAUGAAUUUGCUGCUGAUGUUAGGCUAACUUUUAAUAAUGCUCUUUUAUAUAACCCUAAAGGGCACGAAGUUCAUUCAUUGGCAGAACGUUUUCUUAAACAAUUUGAGGAGUCGUUUCAGCCCGUUUCUAAGCGUUUUCAACAUGAAAAGACUCAAUCAUUCAAUCGAAUCAAGAACCAAGUUGAAAUCCCCGAAAAAGAUGUGUUGGAUGUUGAUGAUGAAGUUCAAGGUAGCUGUUUGAGCAAAAACCCUUCUCCCGUUCAAAAAUACAAACCUCCACGAGAUGCGGAAGUCUUUUCGACUCCUGUUACAGUUCCGGCACUGAUGUCUGCUGAAGUUGCUCAGCCAGCUCAAAAGGUAGAAGAUGUGGUCGUUGUGGGCGCGAGGGUAAAGAAUGCGAAACCGCCGAAGCCAAAAGCAAAGGAGCUGAACAAGAGGGAGAUGACAAUGGUAGAGAAGCAUAGGUUGGGAUUAGGGCUACGGAGUUUGCCGGAUGAGAAGAUGAUUCAUGUGCUACAGAUUAUUAGGAAGAGGAACGGCUAUUUGACACAAGAUGGGGAUGAAAUUGAGCUUGAUAUUGAUGUUUUUGAUACAGAAACUCUUUGGGAACUUGAUAGGUUCGUUACAAAUUUUAAGAAGAUGGUUAGUAAACUAAAGAGGCAAGCUUUAAUGCCAGUUCGAGAUCACAAUCUGUCUCAUUUUGAUAAGCAUAAUCAGGUGGAUGGAGCCGAGACAGUGUUGGAAACUGCAAAGGAAGUGAAAAGGGGUGUAGGGGAUGAUGAAGAUGUAGACAUUGGAGAUGAAAUUCCAGUGCAUAAUUUCCCACCAGUGGUGAUUGAUAAAGAUUAUUGCAAAAAUCAAGGUGGUGGUGAUGAUGAUCGUGAAAGUAGUAGUUCUCGUAGUUCAAGCAGUUCAAGUAGUGAUACAUCCUCUUCUAGUGAUUCUGAUUCAGGAAGUUCAUCAGAUAGUGAUUCGGAUGUUGAUGAAGCUCAAUCUCGCGACAAUCAGUCUAAUAACAUUGCCCAUUAAUGAAAUAAGGUCUUGAGAUUGUUGGGGUGGAUUGCUUUUUUAGAGAAGUUCUUGAAUGUCAAACUGUUGUGUUGCUUGGUGAAGCAAAGCAUAAUAUGCUCUUUGGAAGUAAAAGUUUCGAGUGUUGCUGAUGUUUGAAACAACCAAUGGAUUCGGAAAGUUUGCUUAGAUUAGACUCAGAGUAAGAUUCAUUUGUACAGAGGAAGAAAAUUAUGAGUAGUAGUUUUGAUUUAUAAUUUUUUGAUUGGUGGGUCUCAUAAGAGAAGAUUGAUGUUGGGUUUCCUUUCUUUUCAACGGAAGAAUUGAGGAUGUGUAAUGUAAAGAUGGUAAUGGUGAAUGGUGAUGAUCACAAACUGAAAGGCGAAAAAGAAGAUGAAUUGUAGGUAGGUUAGGGCAGAUAGAUUUAGGUCAGUAAAAAAAGUCGAAGAUGGCUCAACAAAAAAAUCAUUAGAAAAUGAAGUUAAAAAAUGAAGGUAUGAGAAUUGAGAUGUUCUCUGAUUCUUUUUUAUUUAUUUUUUUUUGUUUAAUUUUGAAGAGGAUUUGUAGGAAUGGAGAAAGUUGUAAUACUUCAUUUUUACUUAAAGAUACAAAAGAUUUAUGAAUCAAAAAAAAAUUAUUUUGCAAUUUUGCAAAUUCUAGUGCUGGUGAUCAUAAAAAGAUAGUGAAAUGACAUACAGUAGUUUUCUGUUAUGUGGACAGACCAGACCCAAGUGCACAUGAGAUGGCAGAUCAUGUGUGCCAAAUGAUCAAAUUGUAGGAGUAAGUUGUAAUGUGACAAUUUUUAGUACCUUUUAAUUGCCAAUAGCUGCUUAUUGGCUGGUCUAGCAAAA
Molecule: messenger RNA, 2621 nt
Organism: Amaranthus tricolor (Joseph's coat)
Lineage: Eukaryota; Viridiplantae; Streptophyta; Magnoliopsida; Caryophyllales; Amaranthaceae
Product: transcription factor GTE2-like
Exons: 3
Coding region: 115-1791 (558 amino acids)
Molecular function (GO): protein binding
Source: RefSeq, a predicted model, not a curated record